Eleginops maclovinus (Patagonian blennie) is the source of this 2416-nucleotide messenger RNA. RefSeq names its product DET1 and DDB1 associated 1 (gene dda1). The transcript has 5 exons. NCBI's taxonomy places the organism in Eukaryota, Metazoa, Chordata, Actinopteri, Perciformes, Eleginopidae. Gene Ontology annotation, cellular component: Cul4-RING E3 ubiquitin ligase complex. The coding region runs from base 356 to 664 and encodes 102 amino acids. Gene Ontology annotation, biological process: positive regulation of proteasomal ubiquitin-dependent protein catabolic process. The record is from RefSeq and is a predicted model, not a curated record.
GACCAAUUGGCACUUUCAAGGCGUGACCAAUGAUGCAUCGCUACCAUCCAGCCAUCAUGCUAGCUGAAGAAGUCCUUUGCAUCAAGCUUGGCUAACUCAUGAAAUGGUAUACUGGGUUACUUUCUCUGUGUGUUGUUUGCGUUUUUCAUGGACACUAUGAUUUAAGAUGGAAACAACAACUGGUGUGUGAAGGUCGUUGUUUUCUUUGCCGAGAGGAUCCGUUUUGGAGAGCUGUCUCGGAUAACUAGCCUGUAAGCUAGCGCGGCUAAUCGUAACACAUUCACACUGCCUGCCAUCAGACAGCCAGCCAAGACCAAAAGUCGGCGUUUCGACGUUGGGGAUUUCUACCAUCAUCAUGGAGAAGGCUGAUUUCUUGAAAGGACUUCCUGUCUACAAUAAGAGCAACUUCAGCAGGUUUCAUGCAGACUCCGUUUGUAAAGCAUCUAAUCGAAGGCCCUCUGUGUACCUCCCAACACGAGAAUACCCUUCUGAACAGAUUAUUGUAACAGAGAAAACCAACAUUCUCUUGCGUUACCUCCAUCAGCAGUGGGACAAAAAGAAUGCAGCAAAGAAACGGGAACAGGAACAAGGUGAGGGUGACAGUCCGGCACCCCCAAGAAAAAUCGCCAGGACAGAUAGUCAAGAGAUGAACGAAGACUCAUAAGACUGUGUGUGUGCGAGUGUGUGUUUGUAUACACAGAGUAUAGCCAGUAUAAACCCACCAAGACAAGGAGUGUUCCCAGUGAAAUUAAUUCUUCUGGUCGUUCUGUGUUAGGGACAGGAUUUCUUUCCUUGCCUGAAUUCAAAUCUCCCAUCUCUCAACACAACAAAGGAGCCGUUUAUGGUGUAAAGAUUGCAUGUGUGAAAAUGAAUUAACCAGAGAAGAUCAGAAGGCGCCUGUCAGUUGUAAACUUUAUACUGGCAUUUCUUUUAUUUAUGUUGGCUAUUCUCUGUGUAGGUUAUUAAAUGUGUAAAUGUUUGUAUGCAUGCUGAGCUGUGAGUGUGUACAGUAUGUGUGAAGUGAAUGAAAAGCAUCUGAGUAGAUUUAAGAUCAGAGAGGGACUGGACAGAUCAAGUCAGACACUACCCUUAACAGUCUCAAAACUGGUACAUGACUUGUGUAGCCUUCUGUCACCUGAAGAGUCCUGAUUUGUGCAAAGAAAACUUUUUGUUACCAUUUUAAUUUUGUUAUACAUAUAUUUGUUUAUGUAUGGCAAUGAGCUUCCUGCCAGCCACAGUGCCCACCCUCUGUUUCACUGCCCACUCUGCAACCACAUGGGGGCAUUGCGAGGUUUCUCCACACCGUUUGAUUCAACAGAACCAAGACUUCACUGUGAAGAUCAGCACAAAGUAGAAGCAACUCUUCCAGAAUCCCUGUAGAUGUGUGUUAAUUGUGAAACAUGCAUAUCUUCAAUCUAUUCUGGGACAUGCUGAUAGAUGAAAAGUUGUGUUGGUGAAAUAUUUUUACAUCUAGCACCACCUUCUGGCUAUUCGAGCUGGGUAGAAAUAGGAUUUUAUGUGAGAUUCAAGUUCUCUUUCAUCAAAGGAUUUAAAAUAAAAACUAAAUUCAAUUCAAUCGAUCUAAAAUAUGGAGUUGUACAAUUUUUUACGUUUGUUUUUCUUAGUUGCACAAUGAGGUAACAGCUCAGACAGUGAUAACUAUGGAAAGCAAUGUCUGGAAAAGAGAAAAAAUGAUGUGUGUAAAUAAUUGUCAGUACCAGAACUAGUUGACAGUAUCCAAUGGAAUAUGUAUGUGUCUGCCUUUUUGUAAAAUAAAACAUGCAUACACAAUAUUACCAUGGGAAAGAGCCCCAGUGCCCAAUGGAUGUUACCUUGCCUUGCAUGUUGAUGUUUUCUCAGCUUGGUAUUAUACUUUUGGAUCAGUAAUAAAAGGGGCUGUUGUGUGAUCUUGUGUGACUGUAUAAGGUGUUAGCCUAGAGGCCUUACAACUUUUCAACAUGGGAUAGCUAUACGUUGUCCUGUCUUUGUGACAGCCCUGGAGGUUUUUUGUCUGAGAGCUUGCUUAGAUGAAACCGAGGGAUGGAUUAUAUUUUCAGCCAUAGAAUGCACAAAAAGCAUGCACAGCAAAGUGCAGUCGCCAUCCUGCCUUGUUCCCGAGCUUCAGUUUGUAUUGGUGUCAUAUACUAUACAACACUGAAUAAAAACACAUCACUGCCUGGCAGACUCGCAUCAAAGCCUCUUGUCCUUCUAUCAGUCAAUGCUGCAGUGUUAGUUUAACAGUGUGGUCAGUCAUCUUUCUACCUACAGUGUAAAAGCAGUCAGUUUCUGAAGCAAAAACCACAUUGUGCUUGUGCUCAAUUACUGUCCACAACAACCCUAACCCUGCGUCAUUCUCAUGUGUUAGAUCAGAUAUGUUAUUUUAAACCUUGCUGAAAUAAAACUGGAUUGAAACUGG